AUGCCUUCCCCCCCUCCCGACUGGGUCAAGGCCCUCACUCCCUCCAGCCCGCAGGGCACGGAGCUGCUCAAGCAGGAGCGUGCUCAGUCGAAUGUCAAGGUCGACCAGCUGGGGGAGUUCCUCCACACCAAGGAGUUCCUGGAGAAGCAGCAACGCUUCAUCCAGUUGCUCUCUGCCGAGAAGGUCUUUGACAAGAAGGACAUGCACUCGCUGAGCCGGCCCGAGCGGAUCCAGCGGGCACUCGCCAAGGGAAAGAGACUCCAACAGAUGUCGGAACAGUACAACUGGUCGGCUCAGGAUUAUCACUUCGCCAGUGAUAUGAUCGGAGAGCCCAAUCCUUAUGGUCUCCAUGCGAGCAUGUUCUUGGUCACCCUCCGCGAACAAUGUACCCCCGAACAGAAGAAGCUCUUCCUCGAGCCCGCCGAGAAGUAUCAGAUCAUCGGUUGCUAUGCGCAAACGGAAUUGGGCCACGGAUCAAAUGUGCGUGGCCUCGAGACGACGGCCACUUGGGAUCCCACGGAUAAGACCUUUGUGAUUCACUCGCCCGCUUUGACCGCGUCCAAGUGGUGGAUUGGAUCUCUGGGCCGGACGGCCAACCAUGCGGUGGUGAUGGCGCAGUUGUUCAUUGCUGGCAAGAACUAUGGCCCCCACCCCUUCGUGGUCCAGAUCCGUGAUCUCAAAACCCAUCAGCCUCUAGAGAACGUCUACGUUGGUGAUAUUGGACCCAAAUUUGGUUACAACACCAUGGACAAUGGUUUCCUCCUGUUUAACAAGUUCAAGAUCCCUCACGUGAACAUGCUGGCCCGCUUCUCCCAGGUCGACAAGGAGACGAACCAAUACAUGCGCCCGGCAUCGCCGUCUCUGGUCUUCGGUACCAUGACCUGGGUCCGGUCCAACAUUGUCUUCCAGGCCGGUUCCGUCCUCGCGCGCGGUGUGACCAUUGCCACUCGCUACUGUGCGGUCCGCAGACAGUUCCAGGACCGGGACGCUGCGCCCGGCGCGGGCGAGACCCAGGUCAUCAACUACAAGAUGGUGCAGAUCCGUCUGCUGCCCCUGUUGGCCGCCAUGUAUGCGCUGCACUUCACUGGUCGGGCCAUGAUGGGUCUGUACGAUGAGAACCAGAACAAGCGCGCCGCCGCCGAGGCCGGACAGGACCAGCGUGGUGCGGCUCCCGAGGCUCUUCGCGCGGGCUCCGAUCUGCUGGCGGAUCUGCACGCGACCUCGUGCGGUCUGAAGGCGCUGGCCAGUACCACGGCCGGAGAGGGUCUGGAGAUCUGCCGUCGGGCCUGUGGUGGUCACGGCUACAGCAGCUUCAGCGGCAUUGGACCCUUUUACGCCGAUUAUCUGCCCACCCUGACCUGGGAGGGUGACAACUACAUGCUGACCCAGCAGGUUGCCCGAUAUCUUCUCAAAUCCGCUCGUGCUGUGCUUGCCGGCAAGGGGACUGGCAACGACACCAGCCGGAUCCUUCAGGCCUACCUUGCUCGUCGUGACAAGGGUGCCUCGUUUGACAUCCUCGAGGAUGACAAGGACAUUGUGGAUGCGUUUGCCUGGCGGACAGCCCACCUGACCUUUGAGGCCCUCAAGCACCGCGAUCUCGAGAAGCGGUCGUGGAACAGCCUGCUGGUUGACUUCUGGCGCCUGUCGACCGCCCACUCGCAGUACCUGGUGGUCCGGAACUUCUACGAGGCCGUCUCGUCGCCGCCGCUCGCCGCGUCGCUGGGUCCGGAGACCACCCAGGUCAUGCACAGCCUGUUCCGCCUCUACGCGCUGAACACGCUAGAGCGGGAGGCGGCCGAGUUCUUCUCGUCCGGUGCCGUUACUGUGCGCCAGAUCACCCUGACCCGCACCAACGCGGUGAUGAAGCUUCUCGACGAGAUCCGUCCGCACGCCGUGGCGCUGGUGGACGCAUGGAAGAUUCCCGACUGGACUCUGGACAGCAGUCUGGGCCGGUAUGACGGCGACGUGUACCCGGAUCUGUUCAAGCGGGCCAGCGAGAACCCGGUCAACGACCUGGUCUUCGAUCCAUACCCAUGGAACGAGGCGGUGCUGAAGAAUGCGGUGAAGAGCAAGCUAUAA
Aspergillus clavatus NRRL 1 is the source of this 2079-nucleotide messenger RNA. RefSeq names its product putative fatty-acyl coenzyme A oxidase (Pox1) (gene pox1). Gene Ontology annotation, biological process: fatty acid beta-oxidation using acyl-CoA oxidase; lipid homeostasis. The transcript has 4 exons. Gene Ontology annotation, cellular component: peroxisome. NCBI's taxonomy places the organism in Eukaryota, Fungi, Ascomycota, Eurotiomycetes, Eurotiales, Aspergillaceae. Gene Ontology annotation, molecular function: acyl-CoA oxidase activity; fatty acid binding; FAD binding. The record is from RefSeq and is a predicted model, not a curated record. Bases 1 to 2079 code for a protein of 692 amino acids.